Messenger RNA from Huiozyma naganishii CBS 8797, 1641 nucleotides. RefSeq names its product Yct1p (gene YCT1). The transcript has a single exon. Gene Ontology annotation, cellular component: membrane. NCBI's taxonomy places the organism in Eukaryota, Fungi, Ascomycota, Saccharomycetes, Saccharomycetales, Saccharomycetaceae. Gene Ontology annotation, molecular function: L-cysteine transmembrane transporter activity. Gene Ontology annotation, biological process: transmembrane transport; L-cysteine transport. The record is from RefSeq and is a predicted model, not a curated record. Bases 1 to 1641 code for a protein of 546 amino acids.
AUGGCAUUCACGGGUACUGUGGACACUGACUCAGUUAGUUCUUCUGCAAAUAAAGAUGCUGUUGAGGUCAAAGACACUGUUAUUACCCACGUAGAGGCUGAGAGUGAAAAGUCACAGUCCUCUUUGGAAAAGGUUGGAGAAUACAAGAUUAUUAGAGCUAGAGAUGCUGAUAUUACAUUUGCGUUUAUGGAAGAACAUGAUUCUUUAGUUCCAGAAAUCACUCCUGUCCAAGAGAAAAAGUUGCGGCGUAAAGUGGCAUGGAUUAUUAUAUCCUUGACUGCUUCAAUUGAUUUCUUAUUGUACUCUGACAAGGCUACGCUAUCUUACGCCUCCAUCUUUGAACUAUGGGAUGACGUGCAUCUAACACAAAAUAGAUACAACAAUUCCAAUACCCUGUUUUACGUUGGUUACAUUAUCGGUCUAAUGAACCUGAUCUGGGUCCAAAAGUUUGCCAUUCGUAAAGUCAUGGUUUUAAUGUGUGUUUCCUGGACGGUUAUUAUUUUUUUGCACUGCACCGCUUACAAUUACCAAGGUAUAUACGCUUUGCGGUUCUUUUUGGGGUUUGUUGAAUCCAUCGCUGUUCCAACUUUGAAUAUUACCAUGACCCAGUUUUUAACACCGGAGGAGAAGAAUGCAUAUGCCCCGAUUUUCUACACAAGUUGUAUUGGUUGUGGAGUUUUCGUCUCGUUGAUUGCUUAUGGUAUUCUCCAUGCCCAUACUGUGGUUCAUAUUUGGAAACUAUUCAUUAUUAUUAUUGGAGGUAUGACAUUUUUAAUGACAAUUGUCGUUUUUUUGGUAUAUCCCAGCAACCCAACGGAUGCCAAGUUUCUUUCCGCCGAGGAAAAAGUUUGGGUUAUCAGAAGAGUGCAAAGAACGUCCCAUUCUUCGAUCGAACAAAAGACCAUAAAAAAAUAUCAAGUUAUUGAAACUUUUAAAGACCCAGUUACAUGGUUGUUCUGUGCUUUUUUCUUAUGUCAGCAGUUGGCAAAUAAUCUAACGUACAUGCAAAAUAUCCUUUUCAAAAACAUUGGUCAUACGUCCAACUUAGACACGACUAUAGUCUCCAUUGUCUCUGGCGGUUUUGCAUCUGUCCUUGCAGCAGUUGCGACAAUUUUCUUAUUAUACAAGAAGAAUUUCACUGCCUUUUCUGUUGUAUUUUGGACGAUUCCGUCGUUGGCAGCAUCCAUUGCCAUGGUAGCUAUCACAUGGGGAAAGAAUAUUGCGUUGAUUGCUAUGCUCUGUUUAGCUUCCCCACUAUUUGGUGUACCUUGGAUUUUGAUGUUCAGUUGGAACGUCACCAGUUGUGCAGGAUAUACUAAGAGAGUGACAAGGACUGGACUGGUCAUGUUUUGGUAUUGUAUCUCAAACAUUAUUUCUCCUCAACUGUGGCAAGAUCGUGACGCUCCAAGAUUUAUCCCUGCCUGGAUUGUUCAGAUUGUGUUGUCCUUCUUUUUUGCCCCGUCAUUGGCUCUCGUAAUCUGGUUCAUUCUGCGUCGUAGAAAUAAAAUCAGGUUGGAAAAACUGUCUCAAUCAACAGAAAAAGACGGUAUUGUCCAGUAUGAAGGUGAAAAUAUAAGCGCCAGUGGCGCACAAUUGGAUUUAACUGAUUUGGAGAAUGAAUUCUUCAUAUAUCCGUUGUAA